UGGCCUACGGUAUUACUAACGUCUAUUCGAAAAAAUACCAACACGUUGGUAGCAAUGAGUCAGACACUGCGUCGAAUGUCACUAGAAACACAGUCUGAGCUCUGUUUGAUUAUGCCGCACUGUGUCGUUGUUGGAAAGCACCGUGUUGAACACAGUGUUGAUCUGUGCGACUGUGUUCGUAGUUGGAAAGCACCCGUUAUCACGCCGAAUUAUGGAGAACUCCGAAAACGGAAGUAUUAGAACACCCUGAUCAAAAAUGAUCAAGAACCAUCAAGGACUAUUUGACACUUUUGAGCCGUCGAUUCUUUACCUUUGUUUCAUCAAUUUGUGUUCAUAUCAGUGGGUUUUAUAUUUUGGAAUUUUUGAUACCCCGCUCUGAUUGCAUAGAUGAAAUGCAAACACACAGAUUUUGAAGAAGUACCGAAGUAACGGUAUGUGCACCACGUGGAUCUAGCUGAAGGCGGAAAACACUCUCCUCGGAGGUUAUAGGCAGGUAGGCAGAGCAUAAAAUCGGGAGCGGGGUUGAAAUAACAGUAAGUGUUUAUUAAUCGUUUAGGAGCACUAAUCUCAAUAGUAUAGAGAUCAGUGUUUAGGAGACUUUUAUUCGACAUUGCCGAAAGUGGUCAUGGGGUUGUGGCGUAUAAUGUAAGGUCAAUGCAUGAAGAUUCAACCAAAUAUAAGGAUCAAGGUGAUUCAUAUCAAUAUUGAAUAACGCGUUGACAUAUCGACGACACGUUUCCCUACUGUAUACUACUGUUUUCUCCGCGGUCCUCAUGUUUUCCUUCAUUCAGCUACUGCAAAAACCAUACACCGUUGCUUUCUUGUUCAUCGAGGCUGUUAUUUUAAUCGUUAAUUAUUAACGAGGACGGUCACGCAUGGACUUCAGAAGUAACUAGAUGGAAAAUGAAUGUGUAAAAUUUUAAAACCGCACAACUGUACUUCGAGAAAGUAGUUGUGUUAGAGAUCAAAGCACAUAGAAAUUAUUAUACCAACUUGCUGUGUCUGUUUCACUAUGUGCUGGACAUGGCUUGGUAUACCCUGAAGGGAUAUUGCAAUACAUUUCGAAUUAUUUUUCAUAUUCGAUUUCUUAGCACCAUGAGCAAUUUGAAUUCCCCACAAGUGAUUGCCACGGCAGUCGCUGCAGCAUUUGGCGUGAUCGGGGCGGUUGGCCUUUUCGUUUACCAUAAAAUUCGAGAACAACAACAGACCGAGCAAGUAAAAAGAGAUCUGAAUAACCUAAGUGAAACUAUGGCUAUGCUACAAGCCCAAUUGGAUAAUCUUAGGAUGCAACAGCAUAAUCAACGUAGAAAUAGAGAAAGAACAUUACGGCGUCGACAAAUUAAUAAAAAUGGUAGUACCUAUACUGCAACUGAUAAUGAUACGGACGUGGAUGCUUUUUCAACAGCUGAUACAGACUUUGAUGAUGAAGAAUUCUUUGAUUUUUCUGACAUGGAAUCAGGGGAUGGAGACAAUGAAGGGAAAUCAGGAGCAACAAAUGAGCUCGACCGACAACUUCUUGAAACCGAUGAACUGAUUGAAGGUGGGACAGCUAGCAGCAUCGAAAGCGCCCUCAGUAAACUACAUAUUUUAUUUGUCAAGUAUCCAGAUAAUCUCGAAGUUGUAUGGAGGUUGGCUAGAGCUUGUCACAAGUGUUCGACCAACACAACAGAGCGCAGCAAAAAGCAAAAGUUCAUUGCUGAAGGUAUUGAGGCUUGCCAGGUAUUUGAAGAUUCAGAUAACGCAGAUUUUCACAAAUGGUACGCUAUCCUAAUAGGAGCACAGUCAAUGUUCCUUCCGAUAAGAGAAAAAAUAGAUAGUGGUCAUCGAUUCAGGAUGCACCUUGACAAGGCUUUAGAUCUUAGACCAGAUGACCCUGCCCUUCAUCAUUUAUUGGGGAGAUUUAAAUAUGAAGUCGCUAGUUUAUCUUGGCUUGAAAGAAAGAUUGCAUCAACACUGUUUGCUGAACCUCCAAGUGCUACCUUCGAUGAAGCAAUAAUUGACUUUGAGCGUGCUGAAAAAUUGACUGAUAGACCAUUCAAAGACAAUAAGUUACUUCUUGGUAAAAGUUACAUAGCAGUUGGUCAGUAUCAAAAUGCAGUUAGAUGGCUUGAAGAAACUAGUACAGUUCCAACAUCGAACGAAGAAGAUCGUUUCUCACAAAUUGAGGCAGAUCAACUUUUAUCAAAAUAUUCUAAAUACCGUUCGAAAUGAAAACUAGAGAAACUAAAUUGUAUAUAGAAUGUAUGCCCAUUCCACAUACUGAUCAAAAUGUGCAUUGAGUUAUCGCACAAAUGGUGCUUGGUGUUAUAUAACUUUAUCUAAGAACCAAAAAAUGAUGUGUGCUAUACACGCUUGAGCGGAAAAGAAAAAACACGAAAAACAAAUUGUAAGAUAUUGUGUAGGUUAAUUCAGCAGUAAUUCAGUCCUAACUGGCCUCACUUUUUUUUUUAUUAUGUAUUGUAGCUGAGUGCAUACACGGUUUGAACUGUAAA
Athalia rosae (coleseed sawfly) is the source of this 2492-nucleotide messenger RNA. RefSeq names its product regulator of microtubule dynamics protein 1-like. The record is from RefSeq and is a predicted model, not a curated record. Gene Ontology annotation, cellular component: spindle microtubule; mitotic spindle pole; cytoplasm. Bases 1024 to 2211 code for a protein of 395 amino acids. Gene Ontology annotation, molecular function: microtubule binding. The transcript has 5 exons. Lineage: Eukaryota; Metazoa; Arthropoda; Insecta; Hymenoptera; Athaliidae.